CUCGGCGGGGGCCAGCGACGGCGAAGCCGGGAAAGGAGAGGGGUGGCCGGGCAGGCGGGCGGCGCCAUGGCCGGCGCUUACCACUGGGAAGCCCGCCGGAGGCAAAUGGCGAUGGACCGCCGGCUGCAGAAGAUGCAGAAAGGAAGUGAAGAGAAGAACCCAAGAAGGGACCUCGAAGAACAGACCAAGAGCAGCACUCGACAGGCAAGAAGUCCCUUUGAAGCAAGGCAGCCUCAGAAAGUCCCAGAAAAGCAGCCCUCCCACCAGAUGUCCCGGAAUCCCUCACUACGGCCACCACCUCCACCACCUCCACCUUCUCGUGAAGUUAAAGAAGAACGUUGCCCAUGUAACACCGACCAUGUCCUGAAGCACAGUGGCAAACUCUUGAAAAGGUACAAGGACAUCGAGUAUGUACAACAGCGUUAACCACAGAGCGGCUGAUAGCAGCUGGAAGAGAGUCCCUUUCGUAGAUCUGAAUCGAAAGUCACAAUGUUGCUGACAUCAGUGGUGCAAGACUACAUGGCAAAGAGUUAAUGACUCCAUGCAUCGGGAACUCGCCUUACCUUGCAAUAAAAAGCUCUAGGUUGCAGACCCAAAGCAUGGCUCGUUUGUCUGAAACUGGGUGUAACCAA
This is a messenger RNA of Anolis carolinensis (green anole), 632 nucleotides long. RefSeq names its product coiled-coil domain containing 200 (gene ccdc200). Lineage: Eukaryota; Metazoa; Chordata; Lepidosauria; Squamata; Anolidae. Bases 67 to 426 code for a protein of 119 amino acids. The record is from RefSeq and is a predicted model, not a curated record. The transcript is spliced from 5 exons.